GAGAGAGGUAGCCAAUAGGCGGGCAGAGCGCCGGCAGCUGUAAGGAAUGGAGUCGCAAUCGCCUGAUUCGGACGCGAACGUGGAUGAGUCUCUCUUCGCUCUCUUGCUGGACCUGGGGAUUCCGGAGGCUGCAGCGCGGAGGGCUUUGGCGCUCACGGGGGGCCAUUCGGCUGAAGCGGCGGCGCAGCUUUACUUCAGUAGCGGUCUCGAUUCCCAGGAUGAAGAUGAGGCACAGGGCAGUGAUGUCAAUCUUCUCCCAAGCAGAUACCACAAGAUGGUCUUUGUAGUGAACAUGGAACUCUCCAUGGGAGCUGGAAAGAUUGCUGCUCAGGUGGGGCAUGCAGCAAUUGGUUUGUUCCAGCUGGUGCACGAAAAACCAGGUCAGAGGGACAUGAUCAACCAAUGGGAUGAGCAUGGUGCAAAGAAAGUUGUGCUUCAGGGAGCCAACACAGACCAGUUGCUGGAACUGCACGCGCUAGCCCUGAGUCUAGAAUUGCCAACAUACCUAGUGCAGGAUGCUGGAAGGACACAGGUCCCAGCCGGGUCCCAGACAGUCCUUGCCAUCAUGGGAGAAGAAGAGCUGGUGAAUCAGGUGACUGGGCAGCUCAAACUGAUGAACUGAGAUGUUUUGAAGUUUGGCUGUCUGCGGAGUCCCUGGACGGCCUGAGCCGCUGCGGCUGCCUCUGGCAACAACUCAGAGAACACCCGAGUAGAACAGAAACCCCAAGGGACAGCUCUCCCUUGCAAGAGCAGCCUUCUUCUAGACAACGGAAGUGGUACCAUUCUCCUGAUCCAGAUUUUUAAUGAACUCCCAAGUGGCUGUGUGAAGACGGGACCCUCUGUUCUUGCCAUUUAUAAGCCAGCUGAUCUGUGCAAGUAAUGCUUAAGCGUUUUCAGUUUAGGGGGAAACUGCAAGCAUCAUCCCUGGUUGUCUUGCCCUCCUGAUGCCCUCCAGAUGUAUUCAGCGUAAUUCAUUAACCCCAGUCAAGUAUGGUCAACCCCCAUCUUCCCCAAGCAGGCAGGUGCAGGUUACUCUAGUAUAAAUUCUCACACCAUUUGGGUAUCUUGUGCCAAGAGUAUCCCGCUUUUUUUCCCCCCCGUCAUGUCAAAAGGAACAAAAGUGUUGCAAUCUUUGGAGAGCUUCAUCUGUGGCUUGUCUGCUAGGACUUCUCUUCGAGAGCCAAAGGUUGGUUGUUCCUGUUUAGAAUGCUGUAACUUCUCUGUUUAGCUAAAGUGUAUAUUGCAAUUGGCGGGGUCCGUUUGUAUCUUAUUUUUAAGCUCCAAAAGUGGUUGUUUCUUGCUUUAUGACAUCCUUUGUGUCAGAUUUCCAAAUGGCUUUGAAAAACGAUUUGCAAAGAAACGCCAGCCCUAUCCCGACAUUUCUCUUAACAAAUAGCUGAACUAAAGAAUUGCAAUAGUAGUCAUUGGCAGAGGUUUUGUUCAGCAACAUGAAAGUCUAGAAUUUCCCAUCUUAGAACUUUUGUUUCUCUAUUCUCAAAAGACUAAGAACAAGAAAAGGUUGUUAUUUAGCAGGUCUGUUACAGUGUCUUUUUUUAUGUCUUUGUUAAAUUGGCCUUUUUACAUUGGUCCUAUAACUCUUUUCUUUGCCAAUACUAAUUUUUGCAUAGAUCCCCAAGGGUGGUAAUUCUAGAUUUAUGUGACUGACACUAGGAAUAACCUGGGGAAUUUCAGGAGAACCUAAAUUGCAUAGUUUAGGUUAGCGUUUAAAAAGUGGCUGAAUUGAUCAAGUAGCUGAUCAAGUCUGAUGUGGUGUGUUCCAACGUGGUUAAGAAGUUUUUCUCCCUGGCAGAGUUCUUGUAUCUUUUAAGUACCUGGCAAUCUGAAAUUGAAUUCUUGUCAUUUUUUCCCAGUUUGUAGAAAAUCUAAGGGUUGGAUUUUUGCAUUUGUUAGACAGCUACUCUGGAUGCUACUGUCAAGACACACUAUGCAUUUUGUGAUGCCUUGUACCUCUUAAUGCAUGCUGAUGAAAUAGUUAUGUGCAGAUGAUGAAAUCUGUGCAAUCUGCUGUACAAUGGUUCAGAAAAUAAGAGUACAAACCCUCUAAAUUUAA
Candoia aspera is the source of this 2071-nucleotide messenger RNA. RefSeq names its product probable peptidyl-tRNA hydrolase 2. NCBI's taxonomy places the organism in Eukaryota, Metazoa, Chordata, Lepidosauria, Squamata, Candoiidae. The coding region runs from base 47 to 622 and encodes 191 amino acids. The transcript has 6 exons. Gene Ontology annotation, molecular function: peptidyl-tRNA hydrolase activity; protein binding. The record is from RefSeq and is a predicted model, not a curated record. Gene Ontology annotation, cellular component: cytosol; mitochondrion.